Molecule: messenger RNA, 17272 nt
Organism: Lagopus muta (rock ptarmigan)
Lineage: Eukaryota; Metazoa; Chordata; Aves; Galliformes; Phasianidae
Gene: STRBP
Product: spermatid perinuclear RNA binding protein
Exons: 18
Coding region: 7654-9693 (679 amino acids)
Cellular component (GO): precatalytic spliceosome
Molecular function (GO): double-stranded RNA binding; single-stranded RNA binding
Source: RefSeq, a predicted model, not a curated record
UUCUGCUCUGAGAUGGCACUGCAGAUGCAAUUGGUUUCAUAGCAGAGGUUCAGAAGGAACUAAGAAGAAAGCGUAGGCAAAUGGAAGGUGAUUGCAGAAGAUCGGCGCCAUGUGUGCUGAUCCUUAUUCUUAAAGCAGGGUCUGAACUUAGCUGAGCAGUUGUAUAGAAGGCCAUUGGGAAAAGAGGAGCAGAGCAAUGAGGGCAGAGGGCAUGCCUUCUGUAUGUGUUUGUGAAGCAGUUUAAAUUGUGGUAGACUUGCAGAUCUUGGGAACCCGUUUCUAGCUUGUAAGCAGUAUUUGCCUUGAAUGUUCAUUCAGUAACAGUGAUGCUUAAGGUUGCGGAGCUCUUUUCUUUGGAAGCUUUUUGGUGUUCCUCAAGGGUCUGUCUUGGCAGAGUUUUUUUUCUUUUAAGCUGUCUCUCAUUUAUGAAGUGAAUCCUGUUGAGGUGGGGAGGGAAGAAGGCUGUGGGAGAAAAGAAACCAGUCCAGGCUGCUUCGAGUUGUGAAAAAGCCUCACUGUAGAACCAUAAAAGCUGCACUUUUUCCAUGUUGCUCUGGAAGCAGCUGAACUUUGUAACUUGGCAUAUAAAUAGAGCUCUUUGAAGAGCAUGUCCAUGGCUGGAAAGAAGGGAGGGGGAGAUGCCCUGGCUGGCUAACAAGCUUAUGUGUGGAAAAAGCCACUGUGAUUGGCAUUAUAUAUCUGUUAAAAACUGUAAAGCUUUCAGAGUCUUGUCCUUGGUUAUGGGUAAUGCACGUGGACAUGCUGGCGCUUCUAGAUGUAAAAGAAAACUGAAGAAGGUGGCAGUUUGAGUAUCUGUGCUGGGCUGGAUGAGGGAGCAUCCCUGGGCAACUGUGAGAGGCAGUCCUGGCUGUCUGAGGGAGGUGCUAGGGAAGCGAGAGUGCUGCGCUUCAGUCUGUGCCCUGCUAUGCUAACUGGCAGCUGUUGGUGAGUUAGGGCUUAAGAUAAGUGUAGCCAUGCCAACAGAGGACUUCAGCAUCACAUUUCUGUAACUUAGUUUGUAUUGAGGUCAGGGAGAGAAGGCUCUUCUGUUCAACAACAUAUGCGUGAGGAAAGCUUGGCUGAUGUAGUGUCCUGGAUUUCCUAUAAAAUGAGCAGUAUUGGCAAGUGAAGGUUAUUUUACUGCUAUAUAUGCAGCAGCCAUGAAAUUAAAGGGAAAAAUCCUGUUAAAAGUAACAUUACAGAUUUAAAUAGCAGAAAAAUGCAAAUCUCAAACAUUUCUAAGAAAAUAAUUGUUUUAGUACAGAUGUUGUACUUGAAGUAUGCAUGUGACAAAUAUAAUUUUGUUGUGCAAAGUUUCUGGAAAAAAAGGCCUAAGGUGCCCUACCUGAAAACAUUUGCUUCUAUUUCUACUUAAAGCAGUGGUUAAUAAAAAUGACAAGACCAGAGACAAUAUUUUUUCAGUUGUUCUUCUGCAUUUCUUGGCACUUGUGAAGUUUUUCAUUCUUACGUGUGAGCCUUUCACAGAGCAAUGACGACAGAAAAUGCAGACAGUGGUGCACUGUGUCAGCUCACACAGAUCGUGUUCCACUUCUCUGAAUAACUCUAAAUUUAUGUCUCCUUAAGAAAAAGUGUGUGUAGGAAUUGUUACAAAUCAUGUGGGUAAGUUAAACUGCUUGCACUUUUUUUUUUUUACUUUAUUUUGUAGCAAGAUUGCCUCAUGUUUCUGGACCUUUAAGUGUCACGGAAUGAAGGAGGACUGAGAAUUUUUGGACCCCGCUCCAUGUUGGUCUGUUGCCCCAUAUUCCUAGUUUUGCUUUGCAAUGCAUGUUCUGACCUUUCUGUUCAUUUCCUAUGCAGUACAGGAAUGUAGGCAAGGUGCUAGUUAUAGGGGAAACAUAAGAAAAAAUUCAGAGCAUGUAGUUUGUUCUGCUGCUACUGAAAGGUAUGUAAAGCAUGGUACUGGACUGCUGUGUCUGUCCUCUGCCAGCUAAAACCAAGAAUUGAGACUAAUCCUAUGUGUGGAUUUUCUGUGCAGCCAACCGGAGCUGCUCUGUUACUGGGCCAUCUGCACAUUUGCUGAUUGGUUUCUCAAGUAGUAAAGACCAUGGAUUAUUAAAAGCCAUGCCCUCAUUGUUUCACUUCAUGGAAUUUUUCCACAGCUAUGCAAAAUUUUUCUCUUUUCAUAGCAGAAUGCUUUCUUAAUAUGCUGGCAAACUGGAGGUGCUGGUGGAUGCUGAAGAGGAAUCGUCUUAUGAAAUCCAUUUGCUAUUUUAGGAGAUCUCUUGGAUUGUGGAAACUGAAGUGAUCCUGUUGCAUGGAUUGAUUUAAAGCAGUUCUCUUAUGCUGUGGCUUGGCAAACUAUUGAAUAGCCCCGAAAUGCUGCUUGUGAUUGACAUAAAGCAGCAUAUUCUUUACGUUUUGUUACUGGGCUCUAAUUUAUCUGUCAUAAGGUUUGUGUACAAUAGUAGUAAAUUCUUUUUACGGCAGUGUUUCUCUUCUAUGUAAUAUCUGCAUAAGGGAAUUAAAUUAUUCUUAAUUGUAUCCUUAAAAAUAAAUUUGGGGCAUGUCUGGCUAGCACAUUAAAUUAAAUUUUGCUACUUCACAUUCUUACUGCCCAUUUACUUUAAAUUGACUUUAUUGAAAAAUUAAAUGUUUGAAUAUCUGAUUGAGAACAACACUGUCAUUAGUGGGUAACCAUGAGAUGUCAGAACCUGGAGAAAUGUUAGAAAACAGCACCCAUUAAGGUUUUGGACCUUAAAGCUCCUGAUGUAGUUAGAAGUGAAGCAAUGGUUGAAGCUGAACUGGCUGUUUGACCUAAGAGCAAACAAACUCAGCAGGGAGGAACUGCCGUUACCCCUCAUACGCUGCCCCACAGGAGGAGCAGCAAAGAGCAAGUUGAUUUGGAAGGCCUUUAUUUCUCUCCUUCCUUUUAUUCUUGGGAGGGGAGACACUUUCACUAAAUGCAUUUCUUGUUUGACUUGUAGCACAGCAAAUCUGAGUAUCAGUGUAGUGUUUAAAGCCUUGGGCCCUGAGGUGUCCUUAAGUAUCCUCUGAGGUAUGAAUACGAUGUUACACACGGAAAUGUUUCUCCCAAGCCACUGUGUUAAUUCAGGUGUCUAUAACCCUAAGCAGAGUCUUUCCCUAAUCAUAGUUCUCAGCUGGCAGUGUCUGCCUUCCUGGAAAAGCAUUAAGGGACUACAAGUGAGCAUGAAGCUCUGUGGAGCUGGUUUGAGAACAAGAAUUGCCUGUUUCUAGAAAUGAGCUUUAGCUCAGCAGUCACAGAAGAUGAGGAGACUUGAGGCUUGGGAUCAGGAUCUUCAUGGGCGCACAAUGCUGCUGAUCUUGUCUGGUGAGACUUCAGUAUGAAGUGAUCUAUCCUACUGGCAACAAGAUUAUGAAUUAUUAUUUUUGUUAGGGGGAUGGAUCUUUAGCACUGGAUUUUGUUGAGUCACAGAGCUGAUCUUGGAGGAGACUUGAAAAAUGCUGCCAUUUGUUGUAGGGCAUUGGAAACCAGGCAGCGUGGUGCACCCCACUGAAUUUGGUUGUCACUGUUGAAAUGGGUAAAGCUUUAGAAACUUCUGUGUGGUAUCUUUAUUCCAGCACAUGCUAUAUGAUUCUAUGGCUUCUGCUUUUUGUAUAAAGGCGCGACAAGUGUGCCUGGUAGGGGUGUGCUGUUAAUUAAAGUUAGAAAUACUGUAGGUGAAUGUCAGUUGCUCGACUCUGUACCUUGAAGUGAACUGAAAGAAGAAAUUUCUAUGGCCCUGGUUCCUUUCCUGAAAAACAAGUGCAGUGAGAAUGGAAGUUUCCUCCAGUUCUUUAAUUAAUCUAGACUGAAGUUCUACCUAAGUCCCUGUUGGAGCUAGCAGAUGGAUCCUAAGUAAAGCAAAGGAAGUUGAGCUCAGUUGCCUUAUGAAGACUUAGGACAGCAUUAGAUGGGGAAAGGAGAUUUCAGAUGUAAUAUCUGAUAUUGUCUGGAGUUAUUUGUCAAAUGUAUAUGGUAUGAACUUAGAGAACGUGGACAUCUGCUCCUCUUCCACUUUCAAUCUCAGUCUUUUCCCUCUUUAAAGACCUGAAAUGUUUCCAUCGCAAAAACUGUUAGUUUAAAGCCACUAAUUAAUGUAUUUGGGCAAAUAUGGUGACAAGUGUUCCAGCAAAGCCAGGAAGAAAGGCAGAUACUUAGAAAAGGGGUUGAAGACAAGGCUGGUAACUGCUUUGCUUCUGGUGGGUGAGGGUGAAAUUGGUGGCUGCCAAAAAUACAAGCUGAGACAAGUAGCUCAUUCUGCUCUGAGCCCACAUCUGCACACACCUCCCUAUCUCUACAGAUGGCCAGGAGGCUGAAAAGAGAACACAGUUGUCUAAAUUUGUGUAAGAGAAAAGAAUCACUACUCCCACCUUGAAAGUGCAUAAGAACCUCUUGUAACUCAAGUAUUUCAACCAAAUUUAAGAAGUUUGGUUGAAUUUUCAGUCCUAGUAAAUUAUGCUAAUCCUGACACUGUAGCUUCUAAAUACAUUUUACGUUUUUUUGUACUUAGAGAUGACUGACUGGGGCUGGACUGUUCCUUUCAAAACUAUCCUGCUCAGGAAUAAAUUUGAUUUAGAACAAUUCUUUGCAUGCUUAUGCUGUAGCAGCUAAUCAGUGUGAUGCUCGUCCAGUUUACAUUUCACAGUAUGAUGUGUUUUAGAGAAAAUAAUCUGUUGCUAUCUAAAUAGUGAUGACGCUAUUUGAGGUAAUUAUAGUGAAAGGCAGCGUGCAUCUCCAGCAGGUCUCUGAUUAAAAACUGAAUGCUCCUAAAUUUCAACCACGUUACGUUGUUUCCACCCUAACCAGAACACUGAAGAACCUGAAAUUGGAGACCUCCUGGUUCUUUCAUAAACAAAUGAACAAAGUUCUGUUGUUUAAUUUCUUGCUAUGGGUCUGGAGCCUGAGCUUCAAGUUCAGUUUCAGCGAGAAACAAAAUAGCAGAGCUGAGAAAACUUGCAGAGAGGGCUUGAACAGAACUACUGAUAGAGCUUCAGCUGCUGAGGAAUUGUGACGUGCUAAAGGAGAAUCUUAAAAGGGGAACAGUACAGCCUGCUUUGAGCAUUGCUCAGUAAGUUGCAGUUCUUAGUCAAACUUAACUAGUGCAAAGGUGGAACAUUUUGUGCUCUUUAAUGUGGAAUCUGCAAUUGUUAAACUGGCUGCAUGUUACAAAUGAAUCUUUUCCUGUGUAGUUGGGUAGUAACAUACCUCUGUUUUGGUUUCUGUUGAGAUGUUUCCAAAUGUGCUUUUAGUAAUGCAGCACAAACACAGCAUUGUCAUAACAGAAUUCCAUCCUUGGUGAGAAGUUGCAGCAGUACCGUGCAAAGGUGCCACUGGUCUCUUCCUUACAGAAUGUUGGUCAUCCUUCCAGCAUUAUGUCUACAAAACUUUCUCUGACUCUGUCAAGUUUAAUGGUAUUUGGUGGCGAGCAUGGGUACUGAAAGAAUGCUAAGGCAGGAAAGGAUUCAGAGUAGAAACACUCAAAUACGGAGUUGAGUUAAUUUGGAUCAAUGAGUUGCCCAUAGGUGGGCGAAGUCCAGAUGAAAGUGUCAAAAGCUCACUCCUUAUUUCCUGUAUCCUUUUACUAUGGAUGCUGUAGCAAUUAUUGCAAUGUCUGAAUAUCAUCCUGGUGCUUCUGCAGUGGGUGUAGUUGGCUCAGGCUGUCUCCAUGCUGUUUUUCCUAGGAAGAACUGCUUGAGCAGAGCUCAUCUGAGCUUAGGACUCUGGUACACUUACUGGUUGUUUUUUUCUCACACAGUGAAAUGCAAUCUUUAUUUUAAUGUAAAUGCCUUGACUAGAUUCUUUACUUUUGUUCAUAAAUGUUUGACCUGUAUGUGGUACUUGCCAUAAUCUUGUGCCAGAGAAAUGAAGACUUGCUUUCUGUUUGCACUGGGCACUACUGAUUUGCAGGAGUUGACUGAUUUUACUGCCAAUUUUAGCAGGUGUGCUGUGUCUCAAUGAGUCUCUUUACCCUCACUGCACAGUACAUACACUAGCAAGUCUCAUGCUCAGUACAUAGAAGACUGAAUUUUGGCUGAGAGCUGAGGAGUGCAGGGAUUUGUUGUACUUCCCCUCUUUUCUUUUCCUUGUUCUGUUUCUAUUUGUGCUCCUCAUGUUUACAAAGCUCAGAAUAUUUCCUGUAAAAACUGUGUGUAGUUGGUUGACUGCAUGCAUACUGUCCACAAAAUGUAGUCCUAAGUUUUCUUCAUACUUCAGAAUUCUGGAGAUCAGAAAAUUGUCAUCCUUUAUGCUGUGAAAGGACUGCAGCAUUCUUUACAGCAGCGUUUAAAGAGAAGGUUGGUGGUGUGGAAAAGAUUUUUUAAAAGUGCUUUUUGGCUACUCUUGUUGGGAAAGAAAAAUCUUUCUUAAGACUGUCAUGUGGUUGCAAAAGCUUGCUGUCAUCCUCAUGUGUAAAGAAUGGGAGGCUGGAGGAUGGGGAGGCAGAAUGUGGGGCAGAGCUGGCUGGUGGGGCCAGGCCGCCUGCUGUGCUCCUCCUGUGAGCUGCAGGAGCUCCAAACCGCUUCCCCUGCUGGGCUGCGGCUGUCCAGCACUGCAGCACGGGAGCAGCUUGCAGGCACUCAGCGCAGCAGCGGUGGAACAGGGCAGCUGUACAGCCUGCUGUGUGGGGAGAGGAGAGGGAAGCUCCUGGAGCACUCUGUUUCUCUGCAGUACAGGAGAGAAAACCUUAUGUGCAGAGUUCACAGUGUACCACUGCAGUUCAUUACGUGAGGUUUUGACAGUCCUGCAUUGUUUCUGUCAAACUGUGGAUGCUUCACGGUGAGCUGUCGCUGUUCUGGGACUGCUAGCAGUGGGUCUGGUGAUGGGGUAAAACCUGACAUUGUAGACAGUGUCUCUAUUAUCUCAAUAAUGCACUUCUUGAAAAAGUGUUUAUUCCUUCUGCAAUUAACUCGUAAUUAAGCUACUUUCAAUCACUCUUUCCCAACUGAGUAGUUGGUGGUUUUGCAAUUGUGCAGAUUGGAGUUUUUACAACAAUUAUUUAUAUCUAUGGGACACAAUUGCUUUAUUGUUUUAAAGGAGGCAACUAUCCAACUUCUGUGUUCAUUUAUCUUGAUUAACCUCUUGUUUGAUCUCUUGCAUGCUGAGUUUUCAGUGAAUCUUUGUAAGAGGGGGAAAAAAACUUGAUGAAACCAUCCAGAGGUUCAUGGCAGAAAAGUGUCUCCCAGCAAGACCCAGUGCAAACAUGCCCACAAUUUUAUUCUGGAAUGUAGCCUGCCAAUCAGUUGUUUGGGAUUGUUUCGAGUUAACCUGUAGUGCCUGAGUGCCUUUUGAGAAGUUACAUCUUUUUCUUGUCUAUGGGUCUCAGUGUGUCUCUUGGUCCUUGAAUGCACGCAUCAUUUUUUUCUCACUGUUUUCUAUCCCAGAUGGACACUUGAGGAUAUGACACUUCUGGUCGAGGAAAACUGCAUUGAGAGAUGGUGCUGUGAGCUCAAAAAUCUCCUCACCCAUGCCCCUGGAAUAGGGGAUGUCCUACCAGGUGAUAUUGGUGAGUUACAGAAAGUGACUCUUAUAGCAUCUUAGCUCUAUGAACUCUUGAGCUGUCAAGGGACUGAGAGGCUUAUGAAGAGGUUCUGUCAAGCAAAACAGCUCUUAGCAAAGACACCAAGGAGGAGGGAAAAGGAGAAAGAAAGAGAGAGCUGAAACAGUAACAAAUCAUGAGAUCUAUCCGAUCUUUUGCUAACGAUGACCGCCAUGUUAUGGUGAAACAUUCAACCAUUUAUCCAUCUCCAGAAGAACUUGAAGCUGUCCAGAACAUGGUAUCAACAGUAGAAUGUGCCCUUAAGCAUGUGUCUGACUGGAUGGAUGAAAAGAACAAGUCUGUAAAAUGUGAGGGUGAUGUGGAAGCAAAGGAGGAAGCUGCAGAAAGCAAUGCCAAGGAUCAGAGUGGUCGGACCUUGUGUGGUGUUAUGAGAAUUGGCUUGGUUGCAAAGGGUUUGCUGAUAAAAGAUGAUAUGGAUUUGGAGCUGGUUCUCAUGUGCAAAGAAAAACCCACAAAGACCUUAUUAUGUAUAGUCAAAGACAAUCUCCCCGUUCAAAUUCAGAAACUUACAGAAGAGAAGUAUCUCGUGGAGGAGCAUGUAAAUGAGGCAGCUAUUAUUAUUCGUAACACAAAGGAGCCCAAGCUAACCUUGAAGGUGAUACUUACGUCCCCUCUCAUUCGAGAUGAAGCAGAGAAGAAGGAAGGAGUAGACAGUGUUGCGAUGAAAGAUCCUCCGGACUUAUUGGACAGGCAGAAAUGCCUGGAGGCCUUGGCGUCUCUGCGGCACGCCAAAUGGUUUCAGGCCAGGGCAAAUGGACUAAAAUCAUGUGUAAUUGUGCUGCGUAUUCUGCGGGAUUUGUGCAACAGAGUCCCCACAUGGGCACCACUGAAAGGAUGGCCACUCGAGCUUAUAUGUGAAAAAUCUAUAGGUACUUGUAAUAGACCUUUGGGCGCUGGGGAAGCAUUACGACGAGUGAUGGAGUGCUUGGCAUCUGGAAUUCUGCUUCCUGGAGGCCCUGGUCUGCAUGACCCCUGUGAACGGGAGCCAACAGAUGCUUUGUCUGAUAUGACAGUUCAGCAAAAAGAAGCCAUUACGCACAGUGCUCAGCAUGCCCUCAGAUUAUCAGCCUUUGGUCAGAUUUAUAAGGUUUUGGAAAUGGAUCCUCUCCCAUCAAAUAAGUCAUUUCAGAAAUACUCCUGGUCAGUAGCUGACAAAGAAGGUACAGGCUCAUCUGCUCUCAAGAGACCGUUUGAAGAUGGUGUUGGGGAUGAUAAAGAUCCAAAUAAAAAGAUGAAGCGUAAUCUGAGGAAAAUACUAGAUAGUAAAGCAAUAGAUCUCAUGAAUGCUUUGAUGAGGCUGAACCAAAUCAGGCCGGGGCUUCAGUAUAAGCUGCUGUCCCAGUCUGGUCCAGUCCAUGCCCCAGUCUUCACAAUGUCUGUAGAUGUUGAUGGUACAACAUAUGAAGCAUCAGGACCUUCUAAGAAAACAGCCAAGCUCCACGUGGCAGUGAAGGUUUUACAAGCAAUGGGUUAUCCAACCGGUUUUGAUGCAGAUGUUGAGUGCGUGAGUUCUGAUGAAAAAUCAGAUAACGAAGGUAAAAAUGAAACAGUGUCUUCAAUCUCAAGCAAUAAUACUGGAAAUUCUACAGCUGACACCUCUACUACCCUAGAGGUAAGAACUCAGGGUCCUAUACUGACAGCAAGUGGCAAAAAUCCAGUGAUGGAGCUCAAUGAAAAAAGAAGAGGUCUGAAGUAUGAGCUCAUCUCUGAAACAGGGGGAAGCCACGACAAGCGCUUUGUGAUGGAGGUAGAAGUAGAUGGCCAGAAAUUCAGAGGUGCAGGCCCAAAUAAGAAAGUAGCAAAAGCAAGCGCUGCAUUAGCAGCACUUGAGAAACUGUUUUCUGGACCUAAUGCAGCAAACAACAAGAAGAAGAAAAUUCUUCCCCAGCAGGCUAAAGGAGUUGUCAAUACAGCUGUUUCUGCAGCAGUCCAGGCUGUGCGAGGUAGAGGACGAGGUGCUUUAACAAGAGGUGCAUUUGUUGGGGCAGCUGCUGCUACUGGAUACUUAACACCAGGCUAUGGAGCACCGUAUGGGUACAGUACAGCUGCACCAGCUUACGGUGGUUUUUUCAUUGACAGUCCCUAUUGCCAGCCUCUCAGCAUCGCACCUUUUAUUAUUCACUUGGGCCCUCAAGAUUUCUUCUCUGACUUCUAGAACCAUCAGGUUGUGUGGCUCGAAAUGGCAUUUUGUACAUGUCUUAAAAGCAAGAACAAAAGUGGCUCGUUUUGAGGUUUCUCAACUUCAGACAUGGAAUCUGAAUUUUUCCUUUUUUUUUUUCCUUCCAAAGUGCUUUUCUCACUUCUUGAACUUUGUUCCAUUUAAUGAAAAGCAAUACUCCAAGCCACAGUCCUUUCUUUGGGUACAUAGCAAUAGAUGUGUAUAUACUUCUGGUUAUUUUCUUUACAUUAGGAGAGAAAGAUUGGUCUAGAAGGGGUGGGCUUAAGGGGGAGGGAAAAACAAAACAAGACCCAGCAGGGCGCUCGCUUUAAGCAGUGAAUCCUGCAUUGACUUUCCAUACUUCAGUAUUUUAGAAUUUUAAUACUAUGGUUAUUUGCAUGUUUCCUAUACAAAUUGCUACAAAGACUUACAGUGGUCAAUUCUGAAGCAGUAGUGCUUUGUACCAUUGUACAUGUCAGCACACAUGAAAUGUAGCAAAAAGCCAGGAAAAUGUAGUAUAUUCUUCUCCAAAAUCUAACUAAAAGUUAUUCUUUCUCUCUCUCUCUCUCUCUUUCUUUACCACAUCAUUAAUGUGAGGCACAAAAAGGGUAGGCCUGAACUUGACUUUGAAAUAGUUGCUUUUGUGUCUCUGAAAAUUAUCACCAAAUGAUAGGAAAAUGUAGUAUCUGGUCAAUCUCCAGAUCAGGAUCUUUGCUGCUAUUAUUUACUAGUUGGGUUUUUUCCUUCUAAGUAUUUGUUUAUUGAUACUCUUAAGAUUGUGAAUCAGUAAUCAGCAAUAACUGAAAGGUAAAUGUCUUUGCUUAUGUAAAUGGUAUUGGAACAUCUAUAUAUUGCAGUUAAGACUUUUGAGCAGCUUUCAGCAGGUUAAUACCACUUUAUUCUCAUUCUCUCCGGACCUUCAUAGCCAUAUGCACUUGUAUAAAAUAAGCAGAAAUUUAAUGACUGUAAGCUGAGAUCGUGAUAUAAAAGGUAAGAGAUUUUAUUUUCAGCUUAAAAAGUAUUUUUACUGCUUUUUUUUCCUAGAAACCUCACUUACCUGUGAAAGUCUUGUAUAUGGUACGUUUUUUAUUAUUUAACUCUGUGUUUAAACAAGUAAUACUUAGGUCUGAAUUCCAACUUUUUACAUUGUCAAGGCCAGUUCAAAUAUUCUGCUUUGAGUUUAAUGAGAAAAUAUUACUUAAUGCACUUAAGAAAUAGUUUGGUUUUAUCAGCAGACUGUUGUACUUCACAUAUCCUUUUGCACAGCCUAGAAAGCUGUACUGAUAGUGCUGUGUGCGAGGCACUGCAUUCCUUGCAUACUUGCUGAAAACAUUCGGGUAGGUACUGAAGCCACGGCCUGCGCUGAAAGCCACACCAAGGUGACAGGGAUGUGAAAUAAAAAUGCCAGGUGGAAUAUGAACGCUAUCUAACUUGUAAGAGAGAAAUUAUCUCCCUCAACUACUAAAGCUGAACUCCAAAUGAAGAAUGAAGAAGUUUGAUAUUUAUUACAGUUUAAAUCUGCAGAGAUCAGACUGCACUAGGCCAAGUUAAUUCACAAAGCAGCCGAUCUGCUUUCCUCUAGUGGGCACAGCAGGAGAUGGGAAGGCAGGCAGGCAGGGUUUAAGCCUACAUGAAUAAAUUGUUCAGCUGUAGUUUUCUAAAGAUAGAAAUGAAAAUAGAGACAUCCAUAAAUAUUUUCAGUGCUGAAGUAGAUGUUUUAACUAAUGUUUUACACAGGGGAAAAUGGUUUCCGACUUAUAUGGUGCACAUGAUACGUGUAGUUUUAAAAUAGUUACUUUUUUAAUUUGCAUUUAUAUAACCUUACAUUAUGCAAAGUUGCAUAGUACAGUGCUCCUCAACUGCAAUACUUGCAGCACUUGAAGUUGCUGGAAACAACUGUUUUUAUAUUAAAAAAAAAAGGGGGGGGGAGGGGAGUGGGGUGAGUGGGGUGAUGUAUUAACAUUUUAGGGUCUCAUUUCAGAGAUGAAAGCAUUAAAUAGCCCUGACUGAUCACAGUUCAUACUGGUACAAAAUUAGAAAAAUACUUGGUAUGAAAUAUGUAGUAGUAAAUCAGACCCAAAGCUUGUUAUUUUGCAUCAAAAUAUAAUGCCAAAAACAAACUGUAUUUCAUUUCAAAAUUGAAAACAUCAAACUCGGUAAAUAACUGCAUAUGUAGGUUCUCCAUAAUUGAGGAUAUGUCUGGGUAAAAUUCAUAGGCUGAUGUAGAAAAAUAGCUGUCAAAUUUUGUUAGUUUAGCUAAUGUUGGUGGAAACUUGACCAUGCAAGUGGCCUAUGUGCUUGCACUGGAGGAAAUGAACUUAAGGAACUUUACCAUGACUUGCCUGUUAAAGCACACAGCCAUUUGAUUACAUUUGCAGGUGCAACUGAUGAGCCAUCAGGAUGUGCUUCCUAUUUGGUGGUGCAGAUUUUCAUCUUCUGUUACCUUCAAGGUGCAAACGCAGGGCUUGGUCUGAAGCUCAUUUAAAAUUCAAUUCAUUCUUUCAGCUUGUCAGGCUAAGCAAUCCUGAUAGUGGAGCAGCAGGCUGCUCUGCUUCCUCUGGAAGACAGUAUUGUAUAUGCUUCAAGGCAAUGUUAUGGUGCAUUAUAAUGAACUUCUCUUGAGUAUUCCUUUCCUAGGUUUAAAUCAGAAUGAUUACAGUCUGACAAGCAGUCAUCUGUCCAGUUCAAGAACUGAAUAAUGAGAUGUCUUGCUAACUUCUUUGAUCUUUCUUUUGUGGCCUGUAUUUGGCAGCUUCAUUUCUGUGUAUCGCUUUCCAUCAGCAUUGUUUUGCCUGUGAACUUCCACAUUUUUCUGUCAUUACUGCUUUACCCUAACCAUUCUGCCCUUACUACUUUGCUUGGAAUCUUCACUUUCUUGGAUCUUCUCCUUUUGUUCACUGAAAAGACACUAAAUUUCUUUAGUAUGUUUUUGCUCAUAAAGCAGUAGAUACCUCCAAAAUUUGUCCUCAUGGCUUUGUUGCACCCUUUCUCAGUAGGAUGGAUGACAUGUCCUGAUGUUGAAAUACAUACUGCACUCUUACAUCUGUUUGUUUUUUUUAAGCCAUUUGAAAUGGCUGGUAAGACAGCCCAGGAACCUCAGCUAUUGAUGGUGGAACUUGAGCAAAACAUUCAUGUGCUGAAGUGUCACUCGCGAGUUCCACACAUGCCUACUACAUGAGCAUUUGAGAGAACAGUUACGGACUAAAUUCUAAGAGUAACUUUUAACUUAACUGAAAUACCAGGCUAUUAUUUGAUGAGUAAACUGGAUAACAGCUGCUCGAUCGAUUUUGUAACAACCACUGUUACUCUAAGGCAGAAAUAGAAUCUGCUUUCUUUUGCAUAAAUACUUGCUCAUUGCCUUUUUAAAAGACAUCUCACGGGAGCAUGUUUGAAGUGCCUUUUCUGUGAGCCUGAGGUCUACUAUUUGAUGGUUACUGAGCUGUGUCUUUCUAGAUACACCCAGCAGUAAAAUGUGGAAACUGGUUCCAUGUGCUCUGUGUAGCUGCUAUCUUUGUAGUAACAUGUCUGUGAAGCAAAAAACGUUAUAGUUUGAACUUCUGGUUCAUGAAAAAGAAAGAAUUCUGAAAAGUACCUUUCAACUCCUACAUAUCAAUAGGACAUUUGGGAAAGAUCCAUUCACUUCCCACCUUAACUCUAGUUUUAGCUAACCAGAUGCUAACAGUGUGUAUUUUGGGAGAUGAUGUCUGGCACUUAAAGGAUUGAAAAAAACCAGAACUUUACAAUGAAAAACUGGCCUGUGCAGUCUGGAUUGGAGAUAAGCAGCAUUUACACUGACUUCAGAAGAAAAAUGUGAGCUUGAGUGGCCUGGUUGGUUGACCCUGAGAGAAGUAAAGCUAUUUACAGAAUUGAGAGAUUAAAAUGCAGACUAUUCCAUUGUUAAAAUUUAUUUGCCUUUAGCUGCUCUUGAGUACAAACCUGUAAUCAUGCAGGUACUUACUUUCCCUUUAUAACAAUUUGGAUUUCAUGGAGCUGCGUGAGAGAGAAAAGUAUAACCAGCCUGCUGAGUUACCCAUGCAUGACAGCAGUCUUCACCUAUGAAAAUCCCUAGAUCCUGUACACUGCUAACCAUUCUUCACCAUUUUCCUUCCUAAUGGGUGAGUGGCAGCUGGAAUGCUUGUCAAUUUACCCAGAUAUGAAACUCUGUAUUUUGAAGGAAUUAUAUAUUUUUUACAAGGGAACUUAAAUCCUGCUUUGCCAGCCACGUCAGAUUUCUACAGGCAUUUUCUGUCUAAAGAUGGCUUUCAAACUGGAAUGACUGGGAAGUGCACUGCCGUCUUGAGCAAGUGUUUUACCUGUACGUUAUACAAACACUAUAUCAAAAUCUGCAUAAACCUUUCGAGAUCUAUUCCAUCACCAUCCUGUGCUUGAAAGCUUGUACGUUACAGAACCAGAACUGAGUAACAGUGAAAGCACUUGGCUAGGUGAAAGCAUGGUGCACGAUGCUUCCUGCCACCAUGUCCUCCCUCUGCCAGGGCUUGCUGACUUCCUUAAGCGCACAUUCAGGAGUUGGACCAUGGUGACCUUAUUCCUGGGCACUGAGCCACACAGAUGGAGGGAGGCCAGCCUCUACCCAUGAAGAGUCUGUGUAAUGUGCAGCCUCUGUUGCCCAAGCAGUUUCUGUUGGACACAGUACACAGUCCAACUCUCACAACGACAAUUUAGUGCCUGGGUAGGUGGUUCCUGAUCUGUCUAAUUUGUUGUCAUGUAGCCAAUGUGAGUUAAUAAAAUGAUUCAGCAAUUGUCAUGGAUCCUGCUGAAUGUGUCAUGGAUCUGCUGACCCUGCUGCCAUAACUUUCAUUGCACUUACUUAAAUACCCUUGCCACUGUUUUUUGUGCCUACCUCUUCCAAAUUUCCUUCUGACAUCCCUGUAAAUAACUGAUUCUGUUGAAUUACAGAAUUUUCUGUAUAUGUUUCUAGAUUCUUGAAUGCUUUUAAUUGGCAUACAAAGAGUUCCAGGGAAGCAGGUUUUCCUAGAAAGUCAUCCAUUUGCUGAGGGACUAUUUCUACUCAUGCAAACAUCUGUGACAACUAUUCUAAUAUCUUUGAUCUUUCUUUAAUAACACUUGCCUUCUGGCAGGAAAAAAGAUUUAAAGUGUAUCUUAUCCAAUUCCAAAAUUAUUUGUGUGUUUUUCCUUUAAUUGGACUGCGAAGCAAAACUUCCCUACCCUGAGUUUCUUGUGUUACCAGGUAGAAAGAGGAGUGGCAUGGAAACUUUACAGGUGGCCUGGGGAAGAGAUCUCCAGGCUGGAGGUGUUCAACUGUGGGACAUCAAUCCCCUGCAAUUCAAAAACUCAUAAACGCAAGCAGGUUUAGUGUACCAUCCUUGAUCCAGUCCAGCCAUGUCCUCAGAAAACCAGUCUGUAUGCCUCGGUAUUUUCAGUCAGCGAUCCCUGACAGAAAUAGCAUAGAAACACAUUGUCCCUGCUUCCUUUAUACUUCUGCAUUUGUACUUCUAAGAACCAGUGGAUCAUCACAGUCUAGUGGAGAUCCCUGAACUGUAUAAACAAAUAGCAAACAGCACUUCAGUCUUAGACAAGAUUCUAAGUUUCUCUUUGCCUCCUUUGCUCCACAGGUUAACAUGCAAUAAUUGUGCAUUAUUACUUAGUGCAUUUAGCUAAAUUCUCUUUAGACAGAUGCAUUUUAAUUAAUAAAGAGAAAAAACUGCCUCCCACCCUCAAGUGAGUUCCAAAUCACAGAAGCAGCUCACAGAAAAGGUUUCUACUUCCUGAGGCCCUGUGAAACAGCACAGGAACUCUACAAGGAUUGGAUUCUUUUGGAUACAUGACGAGAUAUGUUCUGAAUGAGUUAUGUUCAGAUUGCUGUUUUCAGCUGGAAAGCAGACCGGUACCUUUCAUUUGGAAAAAAAAAAAAAAAAAAAAAAAGAAUGAAAAUAAACUCUGCUGGAUUCACUGAGAAAUUCCAUUCAGUGCAGUUGUACUGUGUGAAGAAGCAGUAACUGAAUGUUUGGGACACAAACCCUUGCAAGCUUCCUGUUGGGGAAAAAAAAAAAAAAAAGGAAAAAAAACAGUACUGAAAAAUGAGAUACUUUACUGACUUGUUCAAAGUGAAGCAAAGGUGUAUCACAGUUGCAUGCACUAUCUACAGUACAAGACUGUCUAACAACUCACUGGUUUCACUGCUCUGUUUUAACAGAUCUGAUUUGCUGUUAAACUGAUCCUUACUGUAAGGCAGAAAUUCUGUUAAAGUCAUUUUAGAGGAUUCACUGAAGAAACUCAGUACCCAGUGCUUAUGGGUUAUGAAGCAGCUUUCAUUCAUAUUUUCUUUAGAAUGUUAACCAUUUAAACUAGUAAUUGUUUGACAUUAAGAGAAUUCUCAUCAUAAAGCUGAUUAUAAAGCUGGAAGAAACUCUUUACUGGGAGGGUGGUGAGACACUGGAACAGGUUGCCUAGCGAGGCUGUGGAUGCCCCCAGAGGAUCCACAGGGAUCCCUAGGAGGUGUUCCUGUCUAUGGCAGGGGGAUGGAACUACAUGAUCUUAAUGGUCCCUUCUAAACCAAACCAUUCUGUGAUUUGUUUCUCAGCCCCGUAAUUAUGUCUCUUUAGCUUAAUAAUUUGUCGUCUAAAUCCAUGCCUAUUUAUGUGCAGGCUCUUCAGUACCCUGAAAUACCUUGCCGCUUCCCACUGUACUCACAGAAAUGGUAGUGAUUCAUCUGUUGUGUGCAAGUGGUAAGACAGGUAAUAGGAAACACAGAAACAUGAUGGGAUGCACACAGCCUUGUGCCUGCAGACUGGGGUUUUUCAGAAGAGGGUGUUCUUUCUGCUAGACCUAGCUGACACCGCACAGGCAUUUGAAUGCCUUAGCAAAAGUUGUUCUAUGAGUUUUGUGAGAGAAAAAUUCACUUCAGUGUAAGAUUCAAUUCAGUGUUUUGUCUCCAGUUCAUGUGGCUAAAUGAAACAUUCAGGCCAAAUACUUACCUUGACGCUUAAGAGGAGCUGAAUGAUCCAAAGUGGUAAGUGAAGAUGUGCAGCUCAAAAGCAAAUUUCUUAUUUUGUAUGUUGUUUUGUUAUGUAUUUGGUGCCUUAACUCUUUGUACUCUACUGUUAAAUAUGCUGUACAAGAGGUAGUUUAGUGGUUAAGGGAACUUUAAUGAUGUUACUGAACUAGCCUACAGGAACUGUAGCAACAACUGAAGUUUCAGUGGGAGAGUUCUCUUGCAUGUUUAAUUAAUAAUCCAUUGAUAAAUUGGAGCUGAAGAAUUUAAAGAGCAUAUAAAAAUGUUAGCCAUAGAUUGAGACAGAAGGUAUCAAAUUUCCAACUUGAAAGUUUUGUGGCAGGAAGAUAAAGGUACAAUCUCUUCUGUGCUGUGUAAACAAAAAUGAAAAUGUAAUUCAGCUGCCCAGCACUGCAUGUUUCUCAAAAUCUCUAGACUCUUAUCUCUACUAUGACAAAUUAACUAAUUCUAAAGGACAUUAAUUGAAUGUAGUCAUCCACUGGAACAGGGGAGCCGAGAUGAGUUAAGAGUUGCAAUAAAUUAAAAAGUAAGUCCAAAAUAGCAUAUGGACUUAAUGCCUAAUUCCUGCCUCUUACCUGAAUC